Molecule: messenger RNA, 6393 nt
Organism: Rhipicephalus sanguineus (brown dog tick)
Lineage: Eukaryota; Metazoa; Arthropoda; Arachnida; Ixodida; Ixodidae
Product: fatty acid synthase-like
Exons: 25
Coding region: 1-6393 (2130 amino acids)
Biological process (GO): fatty acid biosynthetic process
Molecular function (GO): phosphopantetheine binding; fatty acid synthase activity; 3-oxoacyl-[acyl-carrier-protein] synthase activity
Source: RefSeq, a predicted model, not a curated record
AUGAAGGGCGACGACAUCGUUAUCUCCGGCUUCUCGGCCUACUUUCCGCAAGCGGAUCACCUGGUCGAGUUCAAGCAAAAGCUCUAUGCGGGUGUGGAAAUGGUCACAGAGGAUGACUUGCGAUGGCCUCCAGGAUACAACGGCAUGCCGAGGGUUCACGGAAAAAUAAAAGACCUGUCCCGCUUCGAUGCACAGUUCUUCAAUACGCACCCCAAGCAGGCUCAUGUGCUGGACCCCCAGUUGCGAUUGCUGUUAGAGACUUCGUACGAGUCCAUUCUGGAUGCCGGUUACGACCCGGACACAUUACGGAAGCGCAACAUUGGUGUCUUCAUAGGAAAUUCGGCGUCGGAGUCGGGCGAGGCAUUCAAACUGGACCGCACCAAAAUGGAUGGCUACGUCAUACUGGGAUCUCACAGGGCUAUGUUUUCCAACCGCAUUUCCUACUCCCUCGACCUGCAAGGACCUAGCAUGACUAUCGACACGGCCUGCUCGUCCACAAUGGUCGCCCUGAGCGAAGCCGUGCUGGCGAUUCGAUCGGGACGCUGCGAAGCCGCCAUCGUGGGAGGAGCUAGCGUCACCCUAGAUCCCCAUCUUAUGACAAACUUCAACCUGCUGGGUGUCCUCUCCAAAGAUGGAAAAUGCAGGCCAUUCGAUUCGAAAAGCAAUGGCUACGUUCGCAGUGAAACUGUGGGCGCAUUCUUCGUUCAAAGAUAUUCUGACGCCCGGCGUGUAUACGCCAGGGUUAUCAACGCCAACGCGAAUGCAGAUGGAUUCAAGGAAGAAGGCGUUCCAUUUCCGUCGGUUGUCGGGCACGAGAAGCUCCUGCGUGACGCAUACGCUGAGGCCAACGUGGACCCGACGAAAGUCGUUUACGUCGAGGCGCACGGAACCGGAACCAAGGCUGGAGGCAUCCAGGAAUUGGAGGCAAUCAGCAACGUCAUUUGCUCACCCAGGCGCGAGAAACCGCUUUUGAUCGGAUCUGUAAAAAGCAACAUGGGGCACUCCGAGAGCGCCUCUGGUGUCCCUGCUGUAGCCAAAGUAAUACUCGCCAUGGAGACGGGAACGAUUGCAGCCAAUAUAAACUUUGAUGAGCCUGACCCGGCCAUGCGCUCAUUGGUCGAUGGCCGCGUGAAAGUAGUGGACAGGGCGAUGCCAUUCGAAGGGGGCUUGGUAGGAAUCUGCUCCCAGGGCAUCGGUGGUGCAAACGCGCACGCUAUCUUGGAAUCCAACCCAAGCCCGCAUGUGGAAAGCCUUCCGCGUCAGAAGCCAGAUCUCCCGAGGCUUCUCCUAAUGUCCGGAAGGAGCAAGGACGCACUAAUGCGCACACUGGAGCGAGUAGAAGCCGAGGGACCGUACCCGGACUCCGGUUACGCCCUGCUGAACCGAAUCGGGCAGCGCAGCGUUAAGCAGUUCCCGUAUCGAGGAUAUACCAUCGUGCCCGUGGACGUCACUAACAGGGAGGUGGUGAAGGUAGUGGAACGGGCUUCGCCACAAAACCGACCCAUCUGGUUCGUCUUCACGGGCGUCGGCUGCCAGUGGAAUGGCAUGGGGCGCCAGAUGAUGCAGUUUGUCCCGUUCGCCGAAUCCAUUCUCAAGUCUCACGCAUUCAUGAAGGAGAAAGUCGGAGAGGACUUGAUGGAUAUGCUCGUCUCCGACGAGCCCCGGUCUAAAACAAUUAAGGGAUAUUUUGCCUCCAUUGUAGCUGUCCAGGUGGCGCUGGUAGACAUGCUUCAAGCUGUGGGGAUUCAACCUGAUGGCAUGUUGGGUCAUUCUGCCGGCGAGGUUAGCUGUGGUUAUGCGGACGGAUGCUUUACCGCUGAGCAGGCCUUGCUUGCAGCUUACUGGCGAGGCCGCUGCUUAGAAAUGGGCUAUGCGUUCGAUGGUGCCAUGGCUGCAGUAGGGCUCACGUGGGAAGAAGCCCAACGGCGAUGUCCCCCUGACGUGUACCCUGCGUGCCACAACGCGGAAGAUUCUGUCACUGUUUCCGGCACAGACGAAGCAGUAGAAAAGAUGGUGGCGCAGCUUCAAGCCGAGGGCAUUUUCGCCCGCAAGGUGGAUAGCAUGGGGGUCGCUUUUCACACAAAGCAAGUCCACAGCAUCGGUCCUUCCUUUCGAGAAGCCCUUGAAAAGAUCAUACCCCAGCCAAAGGCACGCAGCAGGCGCUGGAUCAGCACAUCAGCGCCGGAGAACCGUUGGGAAGAACCUGGCGCGCGGCUGUGCUCUGCUGAGUACCACACCAACAACUUCACAAAUCCAGUACUCUUCUGCGAGGCACUCACGCAUGUACCUAAGGACGCCAUCUUAUUAGAGAUCGGACCACACUGCCUUUUGCAGGCAAUCCUGCGCAGAGCUGUAGGCCCCGAUGCCAGCUGCUUCGGUCUCAUGAAGCGCCACGCGGACAAUGUGGAGUAUUUUCUGAGCUCGCUGGGAAAACUUCAUACUCUCGGAGUCGAAAUGGACGUGUCGGUGCUAUACCCUCCAGUUCCGUGGCCCGUGCCCCGCGGUACACCAAACAUCGGCCACUUGGUCGGCUGGGACCAUUCUCAGACAUGGGAUGUUGCUCACUGGAAAGAUUUUCCUUCGCCGGAAGAGGUGUUUGCAUUCGCAAACAGGUGCGUCCGUUUCCAGAUCACUAUGAUGCCCAUCUCUGGCGAGUUCGAAGUGUGUGAAGGCCGAGCUGUGGUCUGCAAAGGUCGCAUCCGCGUAGCUGAAGAUGGUGAGACGGUGCUACAGAAGGACCCUCCCGGAACGCCUGCUGAAACCGUUGAGUUCGAUAUGGACUGUGCGGAGAUUUACAAGGAGCUGAAGCUCCGCGGAUACCAGUACUACGGAGCUUUCCAAGGUGCCCUCAAGGCCGCCUCACAGAAACCAUACGCGAAGCUGAAAUGGGAGGACAACUGGGUGGCCUUCUUGGACUCAAUGGUGCACAUGAGCUUCAUCUGGAAGACAAAAAGAGAAUUUUUGCUGCCACUCGCAAUACAGUCCAUUCGUAUCGACCCCAUGAUUCAUGCAAGAAUCACCCAAAUGGUCGGAGACGAAGGAGUGGACCUCCUGUAUAACUCCCACUACAACUUGCGGCAGGCUGGUGGCGUCGAAGUACAAGGCGUCAAAGUCAACACCGUGCAACGGCGGCCGAUGCUUCAGACGCCAAUCGUAGAAGAGCACCGCUUUGUCCCCUAUUUCGAUAACGAAAUCGCCAGCCACGAACGCGAGAAUGUCUUGCGAGAGUAUGCAGACGUAUGCAACUGCAUCAGCCGGCGCGUCCUGGAGCUCACCAAAGAAGACCAAAGCCAUCCUGAGACAAGUUUAACCAGCUCUGCGGUAGUACCAGAAGAACUGCUCUACCAAUAUGUUAAGAACAUUGCACCUAAUCAAAGCUUGCUCCAGCUACUCCUUACUAUCCUGAAACAAGCAAAUGACACGGCAGCACUGGCUUCCACUGUCAAAUCAGCAGUGCUCUCCUCCUCAAAAGCUCUUGAGGAGGACAUCCUGAACACCGGUCUCCUAGAGGAAGAUCCUCUUAGAGAGGUCCUCGAUGUAGUGGUCGAAAACACAUGGUCCCUCAAGCUCCAACAACUGCUCGAAGCCACGGCACCAGCUUCACGGCUACAGUCGGCGCCAACUGGGAAGCUGCCAGAAGCUGACUUAGUGAUCGCUUUCUUCGGCAUCCUGAAUGGUCUUGGUGAUCUGGAUAAUGUGGCUGAAACAAUGGCUUCAAACUGCAAGGAACACGGAUUUGUUCUUCUCUCGCAUCGCACAGCGCUGACUGCUGCUGAGGUGCUCCUGUCGAAAGUGAGUGGUGUUCCGUUUCGAGUUUACUCUGUGGACACGAUGACUGCUGCUUUCAGAGGCCGCGGAUUUAAGUUGGUUGCACUCAAGUCGAACAACCUGUCGACGCUGCUGCUGUUAAGGAAAGUUACAGUAACCAUGGACGUCAUGAAGCAGGCAAUGGUAAGCGUGCGAAACAAGCAGCUUAGAUGGACUGAGUCGCUCAAGGAAAAAGUCGCUGAAUAUGACAACAAGCCUAUGGGACAAAAUAUUUGGCUACUCGCUGAAGAUUCCGGUCAGAGUGGCAUCCUGGGCUUAACCAACUGCCUUCGGAAAGAGAAUAUUGGUCAGCAUAUUCGAUGCGUAUUUGACGCCAGCUUGGAGGGUUUAAACAGCGUAGACGACUUCAGCCCUGCCAACCCGGCCUACAAACACAUAGUAGAGAAAGACUUGGUAAUGAACGUCCACCGCGAUGGCCAAUGGGGAUCCUACCGGCACAGAGCUGUGCAGUGGAGUGAGAAGGCGAAAACAAGCACGCACUUCGCUUACCUUCAAGUCAAGAACCGAGGAGACCUCUCGAGUCUGCAGUGGUACGAGUCUCCGUUAGGCUAUCUCUCACCUUGUGAUAAGGUGGGCUCUGAGGGAGCGUACGUGGACGUUUACUACGCUUCCAUCAACUUCCGCGAUGUCAUGCUGGCCAGCGGAAAAGUGAACUUGGACACUUCACGCGGUGACAAUGUCACAGGGGAGGCCUUCCCCGGCAUGGAGUAUUCAGGCCGCGACUGGAACGGAAGACGUGUAAUGGGAAUCGUCAAGGGCCAGUCCAUAGCGAGUGUCCUCGCUGCUGACCAGGCCGUGAUGUGGGAAAUUCCAGAAUCUUGGACUAUGGAAGAAGCUGCUACCGUGCCAAUGGCAUACUCGACCGCCUACUAUGGACUGGUGGUACGCGCCGGCGUUCAACCGGGAGAGUCGGUCCUCAUACACAGCGGCAGUGGGGGCGUCGGACAGGCUGCCAUCUCCAUCGCCCUUUCCAUGGGUUGCAAAAUCUUCACCACAGUAGGAUCUCAUGAAAAGAGAGAGUUUCUCAAGCGACGGUUUCCAGCGUUACAAGACAGAAACAUUGCUAACUCACGAGACCAGUCCUUCGAAGAACACGUCAUGCGCGAAACUGAAGGCCGGGGUGUGGAUCUGGUGCUCAAUUCGUUGUCCAACGAGAAGUUGCAGGCCAGCGUACGCUGCUUGGCAACUCACGGUCGCUUCGUGGAGAUUGGCAAGUUCGACAUCUUGGAGAACAAGAAUCUGGGGAUGUCAGUAUUUCUGCAGAACGUCAACUUCCACGGGGUCAUGUUGGACAGCCUGUGGGGCGAUGACUUCACUGCUUUAGCUCACAAGCGCCGCAUCAACGCGCUACUCGCCGAAGGAAUCAAGUCUGGCGUGGUUCAGCCUCUGAAUGUCUUCAAGUUCACCCGAGAACAGACUGAACAAGCGUUUCGUUUUAUAGCCUCCGGAAAGCACAUAGGCAAAGUUGUGAUACAGAUGCGACCUGAAGAGAGCGUGCCUGUGACGCGUGCUCCUCCGCUGACGCUAGAAGCAGUGGCGCGUCCCCACUUCUACCGGCACAAGUCCUACGUCAUCGUCGGUGGCCUGGGUGGCUUUGGUCUCGAGCUCGCACAGUGGAUGGUGAUACGCGGAUGUCGCAACCUGCUCCUGAUCUCCAGGAGUGGCGUUCGUACGGGGUACCAGAGGCUUUGCCUGAAGCGCUGGAGCGAACUGGGCGCCACAGUGCUUGUCAGCAGUGAUGAUGUGUGCACGGAAGAGGGUGCACGCAAGAUUAUCGAGACUGCGACAACCUUGGGUCCCGUGGGCGGAAUUUUCAACUUGGCUGUGGUUCUCCGCGACGCUGUGAUCGAGAACCAGACAGCGGAGAUGUACGCGGAGGUCUGCAAGCCCAAAGUGCUGGGCACUCAGUGCCUCGAUGAGGUGUCACGAAAGAACUGUUCCGAGCUCGACCACUUCGUCGUCUUCUCCUCUUUCUCUUGUGGUCGUGGUCAAGUUGGUCACACGAACUACGGCUUUGCCAACUCCGUCAUGGAACGUCUGUGCGAGCGACGGGUCGCCGACGGACUUCCCGGGUUGGCCAUUCAGUGGGGUCCUAUCGGAGAAGUCGGCGUAUUCCACGAGACCAUGGGCACGGACGCGGAAUUUUAUGGUCUUCUGCCACAGCCAAUAAAUUCUUGCAUGGCGGUGAUGGACUACUUUCUAAGCCAAAAGCAGCCAGUCGUCUCGUGCUUUGUCAAGAGCAGCCAGUCAUCGACGCCGGACAGCAAGGAUAAGCGGGAUCUUGUUGAGAGCGUGGUCCACAUACUUGGCGUCAAAGAUCCGUCGAAGAUGAACCCUUCCGUCAGCCUCGGAGAACUCGGCAUUGACUCCUUGAUGAGCAUCGAGGUGAAGCAACUUCUUGAGCGAGACUGCGACGUGUCCCUGUCCAUGCAAGAAAUUCGGCAGCUGACUGUUGGUCAGCUGUCGGACUUCUCGUUAGUCAGCUGCCGGAGUCAGCCGCCUGAAACUGAAGCUUCGGCUGAAACAGGACAAGGUAUGAACUCGACGGGAUACAGAUGGGUGUAA